AUGGCAUGGUCAACCUCAACCUCUUCCAAUACUCCUCAACAAAAGCAUGAAGUGUUCCUUAGCUUUAGAGGCGAGGACACACGCUACACCUUCACUAGCCACCUUCAUGCUACUCUAACCAGACUUGACGUCGGAACCUAUAUAGACUACAAUCUCCAACGAGGAGAUGAGAUAUCGUCGGCUCUUCUUAAGGCCAUCGAAGAGGCGAAGCUUUCCGUCGUUGUUUUUUCGAAGAACUACGGAAACUCUAAGUGGUGUUUGGAUGAGCUUGUGAAAAUACUUGAAUGUAAGAAGAAAAAUGGACAAAUUGUUUUGCCUAUUUUUUAUGAUAUAGAAGCUUCUCAUGUACGCAACCAAACAGGAAGUUACGCGGAGGCUUUCGCUAAUCAUGAGAGAAGAUUUCAAGGGAAUAUGCAGAAGGUGCAAAAGUGGAGGGAGGCUUUAAGAGAUGCAGCCAAUCUCUCGGGUUGGGAUUGCUCUGUCAACAGGGUGGAAUCUGAACUUCUUGACAAAAUUGCAAAGGAUGUAAUUGAAAAACUAAAUCGAGUAUACGUUGGAGAUCUAGACUAUCAGAUUGGAAAAUUGGAGCAACUUGCAACGCUGCAAUAUCAAUUCUAUCAUAGCAUUAUUACUGUUGAUAAUCUGAACAAGUAUAAUGCAACUGUUAAACGUAUUACAGAACUUAAAAUGGAGAGAAGUCUUCGCUUGCUUCGCAUGUCACCUGAGAUGCUUUCACAUUUGGGGUAG
This is a messenger RNA of Lathyrus sativus (Indian pea), 747 nucleotides long. The record is from the annotation of a GenBank genome assembly. NCBI's taxonomy places the organism in Eukaryota, Viridiplantae, Streptophyta, Magnoliopsida, Fabales, Fabaceae.